Messenger RNA from Morus notabilis, 899 nucleotides. Its product is annotated as sphinganine C4-monooxygenase 2. The record is from RefSeq and is a predicted model, not a curated record. Gene Ontology annotation, molecular function: oxidoreductase activity; iron ion binding. Gene Ontology annotation, biological process: lipid biosynthetic process. The transcript has 2 exons. NCBI's taxonomy places the organism in Eukaryota, Viridiplantae, Streptophyta, Magnoliopsida, Rosales, Moraceae. The coding region runs from base 34 to 828 and encodes 264 amino acids.
UCUUCUUAUAAAAAAUCCAAUUUAUACUCAUCAAUGUCUUUUGAGAAGAUGGGUUUUAAGGUUUCUGAUGAAAUGUUGGCAGCUUUUUUUCCUAUCGUUUUGUAUUGGGUUUGUUCUGGGAUUUAUGUUCUUUUGGGUUUGUUUGAGAAGUACCGAUUACACUUGAAGAUUGACGAGGAAGAGAAAAACUUAGUGUCUAGACGAACCGUCGUCAAAGGGGUUCUUCUUUAUCAAACCUUUGAAGUUGUUGUAACAUGCCUUCUGCUAAAGGCCACAGGAAAUUACAAUGGGAACGUUACAAGUCCAAAGCCUUCUCUAAUUGUUUUGGCACAACAAUUUGUUGUUGGAGCAUUGUUUUGGGAUACUUGGCAAUACUUCGGGCACAGAAUCUUGCACCAAAAUAAGUUUUUGUACAAGCACAUCCAUUCUCAACAUCACCGCGUCAUUGUUAACUACGCGUUUGCAGCUCAUUAUCAUCAUUUCUUGGAGGGGUUUAUCCUUGACACAGUUGGCGGCAUCUUAUCGGUUCGCCUAUCUGGCAUGUCUCCACGAGCUUCCAUCUUCUUCUUCUCCUUUGCCGUCAUCAAGAUUGUCGAUGAUCACUGUGGAUCGUGGCUUCCCCGCGGGAACGUCUUCCACAUUUUUUUUAGAAAUAAUACUGCAUUUCAUGCUGUUCAUCAUCAAUUAUAUGGAAGCAAGUACAACUUUUCUCAAAUAUUCUUUGUUCAUUGGGAUAAAAUACUUGGAACCUAUAUGCCAUACUCGUUAGAGGAGAGAGCCGGUGGCGGCUUUGAAGCACGCUCUUUAGAAGAUAGCAAAGAUGAUUGAUUUUUAUAUUAUAUCAAAUUACUAUUGAGAACAAUGUCAUAGUUGUAUCUGAUGUUUUGACCUUAUUGCUA